This is a messenger RNA of Rotaria sordida, 1770 nucleotides long. The record is from the annotation of a GenBank genome assembly. NCBI's taxonomy places the organism in Eukaryota, Metazoa, Rotifera, Eurotatoria, Philodinida, Philodinidae.
ACAUAUACACACCAUUUCGCCCACCUCUCCCCUCUUUUUUUGUCUUACUUCAUAGUUGAUAGAGAUAAGCGAAUAAAUAGUUCGUGCGUUGUGUUAUACUUCGUGUGUGUGUGUCUGUCGAAGAACAAGGUAUGGUGAAAUGUAAUACUUAAUAGUUUGUUUUUUUCAAGUCCAUUUUUGUUUUGUGGAAUGCCGAUUAAAAUUUAUCACGAUGCGGAUGCUGAUGUAAAUGUACUAUGGAGCAGGGCUCCGCGGGACUACCAAAAAGCCGUCCCGUCCCACCCUAUUCUGUCAUGUGGGACGCAAUACUUUUUUCUCGAAGUAUUAUUUAAAAAGUCUACCGAAUUUACAUUUUGAGUAUUGUUUAACACACGUGAAUAUGUGGAAAAACACUUCGGAUCUAAAACAAAAUCAUCGAUUCACUGAUAAUCACCAAUAUGAUUGACAAUGACGGAGCGGGAAAGGCAAAUCUAGUCCAAUGAUCAGUCAUGCGUUUGCGAGUAUUUUCUAUAACAACAGGUGGAUUUGUUUUUAUUUGGAACAUCUAUUAACCUGAACGCACGCCAAUUUUUCGAAGUUCUCAGAAGAAGAGAGAAAUAUAUCGACCAAACAGACAUUGGAACCACGAGAUAGACGCGAUACGGAUAGUGACGACAAAAUAUUAAGAGAACUGAAGCACCAGAAGACGGAUUGCGACAAAAAAACCAUGGAAUUGAAUGUCGUGAUAGAGCAUUUUGUAACUGUUUCACGCUGUUUAAUACAUCAUUUCCGAGAAUCAGAAUGAUCAUCCUAGGAACAUAUGAGGUUGUUACUGUUUAGUUAAACAACUGUCGACUUCCAAGCGCAACAAAACAUUAAAUAAAUAAAUAAACAAUGAAAAAGAAGAACGACUUUGAAAAGAAAAAAAUUUGAACAAUAGUCGUCUGAAUAUCCAGUUUCGUUAAAACACACUAACUAGAUCACUUGUAACAACUACUCAGAUCUACUUAACAUAAAGACAUCGCUCAGUUCCGAUACAAAGGAAACUGUGCGACAACUCUGCGCCAUGAGCAAUCGUGUCCCGUCCGAUCUCGUCCCGCGGAGCUCUGGUAUGGUGUAAAACUGUCGUAUUUAUUGGAUACGGAAAUCAAAGGCGAGCACAAGCAUUGAAUUUUGCGUAAUAGUGGUGUCAAGAAUAUCGUCAUUGGGAAUAUUGUUGAUGAUCAUGCUACACAAGCUCGCGAAGAUGGAUUUAAUCCAUUGAGUAUUGAAGAAAUAGUACGUCAAGGUGAUAUUCUAAUGUUAUUAAUUUCUGAUGCAGAUCAACAAACUGUUUGGAAUGGAAAAAUCCGAACGAAUAUUAAAAUUAAUAUUGCCAGACGAUAUGGAUGUGGUGCCGGUAUACGUGAUCGUUAUGUUCAAAACAUUCCUUAUCCAUGUUUUAUCUCUGUUGAAAAAGAUGCCAGUAGUACCGCUAUUGGGGCAACACGAGGUGAUGGCACCGUUGGUUCGUCGUGUCGUGAAGAGGCUGGUAUUGAUUUAUUUGCUGAACAAGCUCUUUGGUCGGAGAUUAUGGCGAUCUGUCGUGAAGACUAUCAUGUCUUACAUGAAGCAAUUUUAUUUGAUACGUAUUUAAGUAAGGAGCCCGCUGAAAUUUUUGAAAACGUUGCUGAUGAACAAUUUGUUAAACAAUUAAAAUAUCAUUCCCCAACAAGUCACUAUGGUCAAUUAUCAACGAUGAAUCGUCAGGAUAGAAAGAACAUUCAUGGAAAAAUUUCGAUGUGUUCUUAA